Tachyglossus aculeatus (Australian echidna) is the source of this 784-nucleotide messenger RNA. RefSeq lists its product as uncharacterized. The coding region runs from base 1 to 618 and encodes 205 amino acids. NCBI's taxonomy places the organism in Eukaryota, Metazoa, Chordata, Mammalia, Monotremata, Tachyglossidae. Gene Ontology annotation, cellular component: cytoplasm. The transcript has 5 exons. The record is from RefSeq and is a predicted model, not a curated record.
AUGAAGGUGGCAGUGACUUUCGUGCUCCUCUCCCUGGGACUUUUCUGCUCUGUUGGGGACGCUUGUCCUGAUUUCCAGAAAAUAAUAAAUGAUUACUUGGAAUCCUCCACCGACGUUUUACUGGCAAGCAUUGCCCCUUACGAGCCCUCAGACAACGCUCUGGAAGCUGUGGGGGCCUUGAAACAGAUCAGUGAUGCUUUCACAGGUGCCGAAAGGAAAUCCGUUGGGGAAACUCUGGCUGAGUUCCAGAGCCAUCCCAACGUGGACACGCCAACCAGUAACCUCGCCACCUCCGCCAUGAAGCUGUUUGUCGCUUUGGUCCUGUUCUCCCUGGCUGCCUCCAGCUACUCUGCAGUCUCAAUUCCAAAAUCUGAUUCCAUCGAAAAGGCCAGAAAGUGUUUGGAACUUGUGGGAGAAGUCUAUCUGUUUUUCAACGGCACCCCUGAAUCACUGUUGGCGGCAAUGGAGAAAUACCAACCAGAUGGAUACUCUAAAUCUGCUCUGCUUAAGAUCAAGGACACGAUGGAUAAUUUCACCGAUGCUCAGAGACAGAAUUUUAAGGCUCUGAUGGUAAAAGUGAUGGAAAAUUGCCAAAAAGAUGUCGAAACCUAUAACUGAGCCCUUGUCCGAAGGCCCUGACGGAAACUCCGCCUGAAGACUGUGGCUGACCUUUGCCUGACUGAUCGCUGAUGGUCCCGGCCCCAGCCCUGGUCACUGGAGCUCCAGAGCUUUCUCUUGUCUGAUCCAUUCAGAGACGAACGCUCGUGCUCUGUAGAAUCCGCCC